Messenger RNA from Elgaria multicarinata webbii, 981 nucleotides. Its product is annotated as proto-oncogene Mas-like. The record is from RefSeq and is a predicted model, not a curated record. Bases 1 to 981 code for a protein of 326 amino acids. NCBI's taxonomy places the organism in Eukaryota, Metazoa, Chordata, Lepidosauria, Squamata, Anguidae. Gene Ontology annotation, biological process: G protein-coupled receptor signaling pathway. The transcript has a single exon. Gene Ontology annotation, molecular function: G protein-coupled receptor activity. Gene Ontology annotation, cellular component: membrane.
AUGAGCAAUUACAACCUGACAUUUCUUUCCUCUUUGGAGGCUACAGAGGAGUGUAAUGGAACAUGCAAUGGAACUGGUGUUCUGACCAAUAAUAGCUCAGGUCAGAAUUUAAAUGGAUAUACUGUAGCAGUCAUUAUUCACUGGCUCUUCACUUUUUCGAUCUGCAGUUUUGGACUUUUGGGGAAUGGAAUUGUCAUCUGGAUUCUUGGCUUCCACAUGAAGAGGAAUCGUUUCACCACCUUCAUCCUGAAUUUGGCUGUUGCUGACUUUGGGGUCCUUCUAUGCUUACUUAUAUUUUCUCCAAUUUAUAUUCUUGGCAUAUUUACAGAUGUAUUAUGGAAGUUGUUUAAUCAUUUGGUAUUGAUAUUUUUUAAUUUCUUCUUUUUCUUCAUAUAUAGCACUAGCCAAUUUCUUCUGGCAGCCAUCAGCAUCGAGAGGUGUGUGUCUGUCCUCUUCCCAAUUUGGCAUCGAUGCCACCGGCCAACGCACUUGUCCACCACUGUGUGUGCUCUCAUAUGGGUCAUCUCCUCCUUGCUCUUUGCAAUUCACUUCAUUCUCCGUCUGACUAUUUGGUUUAACAUUUCUUACACAUUAGCCUACCAGUGUGUUGCAAAUGCCUUGCUUUGCCUUCCCCUUAUGGCUGUCUCCUCUCUCAUCCUGUUUAUCAAAGUCUGUUUUAAAUCACAAAAGAAUCAGCGGAGGAGACUUCUAAGAACCAUCUUGCUUACUCUCCUCCUCUUCCUUAUAUUUGCUUUUCCACUGAGUGCUGCUGACUUCAUCUACACUUUUGGAAUUCAAUCCAAGCUUUAUGGACUUCUAUUUGACUACAGCUACAUGGGUGCUGCCCUAAACAGCAGUGCUAAUCCACUGAUUUAUUUCCUUGUUGGGAGAAAGUGGAACAGCCAGUCUAGAGUGGAUAUGAAAUCUAUCCUCCAGAGAGUUUUCAAGGAAGAGGAGGAAACAACAGAAUCCACAGUUUAA